This is a messenger RNA of Mycena indigotica, 2826 nucleotides long. Its product is annotated as PPM-type phosphatase domain-containing protein. The transcript is spliced from 21 exons. Gene Ontology annotation, molecular function: transmembrane transporter activity; cation binding. Lineage: Eukaryota; Fungi; Basidiomycota; Agaricomycetes; Agaricales; Mycenaceae. Gene Ontology annotation, biological process: transmembrane transport. The record is from RefSeq and is a predicted model, not a curated record. Bases 1 to 2826 code for a protein of 941 amino acids. Gene Ontology annotation, cellular component: plasma membrane.
AUGCCCUUCUCGGAUUCCCCCAAUGCCCGCUCGAAGUCCAUAACAACGGCGGAGCUUGACACAUAUGGCGUGUUAAAUCGACACUCUACCAAAAACUCUGCUUACCAGGUUGGAAUCUCGGAGGACAAGGGCUCCCGGCGAACUAUGGAAGAUGCCCACUCGUUCGUUGUCGAUUUCGCCAAUGUUCGCGGCCAGGGUUUCUUUGCCGUUUUCGAUGGACACGCUGGUAAGCAUGCGGCAGAGUGGUGUGGCAACAACUUCCACUCGUACCUGCUCUCAUGUAUGAAGAAGCUCCAUGCUUUGCCAAUUCCAGACGUCCUAAACCAGACAUUCCACGAUGUCGAUGAGAGUUUAUCGCGCAUGUGUGAAGAGUCCCAAGGCAAAAUCCAUUCCGGUUGCACAGCGGUUACCGCAUUUCUCCGCAUCGAAGACGAACACGGCCAACAGCCAUUCCUCCCCCCUUCCUCUGAAAACGACGAUCUUGCUAGCAUGAGCAGUAACGAGAGCACGGGUAGCCCAUCCGGAGACGAAUCAGCAGGGAAGAAGAAGAAAAAGCGCCAGUCGCUUACCGGCAGUCGAAUCCGCAAAGCAUUCAAGAGCUUGGCCAGUGGCCCCAGCUCUCCCAAGAACUCUACCUCACCAACACCAAAGACUCCUCGUUCCCAAUCGCCCACCUCAUCUAUGAAAGGGUCCGCCGAAGGUAUCAAUGUCGUCAUACCUCCCUCGGCAACCAGACGCGUUCUUUAUUGCGCCAACGCUGGAGAUGCGAGAGGCGUUCUGUGUCGCGGUGGAAUCGCGGUUCGAUUGACCUACGACCAUAAGGGGUCGGAUAAACAAGAGGCUAAACGCAUCAUUGACGCCGGUGGUUUCGUCAUGAGUGGGCGGGUCAAUGGCGUUUUAGCCGUCACGCGGAGUCUGGGAGACUCCUCAAUGAAAGACUUCGUUGUGGGUGCCCCAUAUACCACCGAAACUGAGCUCUGCGAUGAAGAUGAUUUUUUGAUUCUUGCAUGUGAUGGCCUCUGGGACGUGACUAGCGACCAGGCAGCUGUUGACCUCAUCCACAAUGUCACCGACGCACAGGUUGCGAGCCAGCUUUUGUUGAAGCAUGCCAUGGACAACCAUACCACUGACAAUGUGACCGUCCUCGUUGUAAGUUGUAUUGUACUAGACCUAUAUCUUAUUUGGCUGACACCUGGCGAUAACCGGAGGAAUGACAUCGUGCACCGCCAAAUUGAUCUACUUUCCGUCUUCUCUUCAACCACCAGCAUGUCUUGGGGCCAGCAGCAGCCACCACCACCGCAAUGGCAGCAACAACAACAGUAUCAGCAGGGCUACGAGUUCCAGGGAAUGGGCCCGACGCAACAAUAUGCUGAACAAUACGCCCCACCAUCCCAGCCUUUCUUCAACAACGAUUCCAAGGGCGAAUACGAGCGCUUCAAGCCCAAAAAGCGCAUCCAAGACCCGAUAUUCUUAAUCCUCUUCAUUCUGCAAUUUCUUGGCUUCGUCGGAGUGUCAGUUCUAGUUCUGAAAGACUGGUCAACGCUUAGCCAAGAUGGCGGUGGGCUGGGGAAGGGCAAUUCUGGCACACACAUUUCCCUUAACCAAAGCACCGUCUAUCUCCUCCUGCUCGUUACGGCCGCCGCGCUAUUAUUGUCCUCCGCCUACCUGAUGCUCGUCCGCGCGUUCACCAAGGUCAUCAUGCAUAUAACGCUCAUCCUUUCGAUCUUGUUGAACAUCGGAAUUGCGGUGUACUACUGGUUAACGAAAUACUACUCUGGCGCGAUAAUAUUCACCAUAAUUGCUCUAUUCUCCGUCCUUUCAUACUGGGGAUUCAAGUCCCGCAUUCCCUUAGCAGCAUUGCUUCUGCAAAUCGUGAUGGAUGUCGCCAAGCACCACAUCUCGGUCUAUGUCGUCGCUUUCGCGUCGCUAUUCAUUCAAGCUGCCUUGGCUGUUUGGUUCACAUUCACUUCCAUCGCAAUUUACUCGAAGUACACACCCGGCAAUCCCUCUUGUGCUAACGGAACCUCCUGCUCAUCCGGUAAAGUCGCUGGGUUGAUCUUCUACUCUGUAUUUUCGUUCCUGUGGACCUCGCAAGUCGUCGGCAACGUCGCUCUCGCAACACUCGCUGGUGGACCGUUCGGGUGUUGGUAUUACUUCGGCCCUCGGGGCAGUGAUGGCGGCGCCAUGCCGAAAAAUCCUACUUUGUCUGCCCUCGGCCGCGCUUCGACACUAUCCCUGGGAUCCAUCGCGUUUGGCUCUCUUAUUGUGACCUUAUUGGAGCUCCUAAGGAUGCUUCUCCGUGCCGCAGAGAACUCUGCCAACGCAGACGGCCAUCCGGUGGAGGCGUGCCUCGCAUGCUGCGCUGCCUGCUUCGUCGGUAUGAUCGAGAGUCUGGUAGAAUACUUUAAUCGGUACGCCUACAUCGAGAUCGCGCUCUAUGGCAAGCCCUACAUCGAGGCCGCGAAAGACACCUGGCGACUGCUCGUCGACCGUGGUGUCUCCGCCAUCGUGAAUGACUCUUUAGUGAACAUGACGCUGACCUGGGGCGCCUAUGCUGUCGGCCUGCUCUCCAGCCUGUUCUCCUAUCUCUACCUCCGGUUCACCCACCCGGCAUACAACGCCAACGGGGACUACACCGCCCCGGUGCUGCUCUUUGCCUUCCUCAUCGGGAUGCAGUGCUCAAUAACACUUUCCUCUGCGAUCGAGGCAGGGGUCUCAACGAUAUUCGUCGGUCUGGGCGAGGACCCCCAGGUGCUGGCCGUGAGAGCACCGGCUUUGUUCGGGCUCAUCGCAUCAACGUACCCCGAUGUUGUGCGUGGGGUCUGA